This is a messenger RNA of Ctenocephalides felis (cat flea), 570 nucleotides long. Its product is annotated as PR domain zinc finger protein 1-like. Gene Ontology annotation, molecular function: DNA-binding transcription factor activity, RNA polymerase II-specific; RNA polymerase II cis-regulatory region sequence-specific DNA binding. The transcript is spliced from 2 exons. Lineage: Eukaryota; Metazoa; Arthropoda; Insecta; Siphonaptera; Pulicidae. Bases 1 to 570 code for a protein of 189 amino acids. Gene Ontology annotation, cellular component: nucleus. Gene Ontology annotation, biological process: regulation of transcription by RNA polymerase II. The record is from RefSeq and is a predicted model, not a curated record.
AUGUCGGAAGAAACAAUUAUGUCUAUGAAUGAUCAGACAAUUAAAAUUGAACCACCAGAAUAUUCACCAGAAGACAUUAAACUCGAAAUGAAGGAUGAAUAUGAUGAUCCUGACGUUACUGUUAAAUCUGAAUCGUGUUCUGAAGAUAAUGAUUCGUGUUUAGAAAGAUUCAUGAAUUCCGAGGUUACAAUUGAAGAAGAAGUCAAACAGGAGUUAGUCGAGACAUCAACUUAUGAAUGUGACAUUUGCAAUAAAUCAUUUGCAGAAUCAGAUCAUUUAAAAAAGCAUAUGAUCGAACAUAUGCCUAAUAAUAGCAAAGAAAGAUCUUUCAAAUGCGAAAUCUGUUACAAGGCUUUUGUUCGAUUAAGUGAUCUGAAAAGGCACAUGUUCAUUCACAGUGGUGAGCGUCCCCACGAAUGCAGUACAUGCAAAAAGACUUUCACACAAUUAUGUGCUCUGAAAAUUCACAUGCGUAUUCACAGUGGUUCGAAUACAAAUACUCAUCUUGGUCAGCAGAGUGCAUUUGGAUAUUCACAAAGUUAUAUUUCACCAAAUAUAGAUUUAAAAUAA